Molecule: messenger RNA, 1607 nt
Organism: Octopus sinensis (East Asian common octopus)
Lineage: Eukaryota; Metazoa; Mollusca; Cephalopoda; Octopoda; Octopodidae
Product: AMME syndrome candidate gene 1 protein homolog
Exons: 6
Coding region: 555-1295 (246 amino acids)
Source: RefSeq, a predicted model, not a curated record
AAAAAAUUGUAAAGCUUUUGGUUAUUUUCUUUUUUUUUUUUAAAGAAAAAAAAACCCCUACAAAGUGAUAUUUCAAUAUCACUGAUAUUUAAUCUAAUCGAGAUAUUUAAAAAAAAAAAUUUAUUUUUUCUCAAUGUUUUAAAAAGAAAAGAAAGACUUUUUCCCCCUUCUCUCUCGUUCUAAAAGAUUGUUGGUUUUAUUGAAGUUUACUACACACCACUGUCCUCUGCUACUAUUUGACUUUUGACUAUAUAUAUACACACACACACACACACAUAUAUAUAUAUAUAUACCUAUAUAUAUAUAUCUAUAUAUAUGAACUAAUUUGUCUGUUCUUGGACAAAGACAAAAAGAAAAAGGAAAAGGUGUGUGUAGUGGUGGAUUUCAGGCAAGUAGUGAACGUGUGAUUGUAAAUUAAUACCUGUGGGGUAAAUAACAGUGAAUUUGUUAAAAAAAUUUGUUUUGUUUAUUUUUGUGUGAGAAACAGAGAGGAGAAGAGAAGAGAGGAAGAAAGUCUCUGGCAGCAGAAAAACGGAUAAACGGCAACUAACGGCAUGGCGAGACUCAGCGAGACUUGGCGUGACUCCACCGGAGUCAAGAUGGCGGCCAGCUGUUGCGGGGUGAAGAAACAAAAGCUGAAUAACUCUAUGCCGGCUAUUUGCUGCAACGGAUCGGCCGUUCAUCCGAAUCAUUACAAAAAUGGAUACACAGUAGCCAGUGCAGAUAUGUGCUAUUUUUGUUUUGAUGUGCUGCACAGCCAUUUAUACAAUUAUGAUCCGCCCAAAAGCCCGUCUUUCACCAACGACCCUUACCCGUUAUUUGUAACUUGGAAGAUCGGCAGGGAUCGGCGCCUUCGAGGAUGCAUUGGAACAUUUUCUGCUAUGAACCUCCAUAGCGGUCUCAGGGAAUAUGCUGUAACUAGUGCUAUGAAGGACAGUCGGUUUAAUCCCAUCACUAAAGAGGAAUUUCCCAAACUGCAUUGCUCAGUAUCAAUACUCACUCAUUUUGAAGAGGCAACUGAUUAUCUGGACUGGGAGGUUGGUAUCCAUGGAAUACGUAUUGAAUUUGUUAAUGAGAAAGGCCAUAAAAAGACUGCCACGUAUCUACCUGAAGUAGCUAUAGAACAGGGUUGGGACCGUCUGCAGACAAUUGACUCCCUGCUGCGGAAGGGUGGCUACAAAGGCCUGAUCAGCACCGAGGUGCGCAAGAACGUGCACCUGACCAGAUAUCGCAGUGAGAAGGUGACUGUCAGCUACAGUGACUACGUCUCUCAAAAACAGAACAGCCAUGCAUGAUAGUGGUGUAUGGCUGCACACAUGCGCAUGCACACAGACACAUGCACCGACCAUCAACACGCACACAACUACACACUGACAUGACGUGCAGCUCUCCUGGACGUGGAACGGAGACAUAUGUAUGGAUGCACACAUACGCACACACACACACACUCAUGCACACACACACUCAUGCACACACACACACCAUACUUGCGCAUGUAUGCACUCAAGCCUGCGUGCACUCACUUGCAUAGAACACACCUGUGUACAAAUACACACACACACACAUGUAUGCAUAUAUAUAUACACACACACACACACACACACACA